ACGCCGGCCCGCCGCAGCCCGCGCACACCCGGCACAGCCCGAGCUGCAGCUCCCCCGGAUCCCGCGGCGCAGGAGAGACCCCGAGAGACCCCAGGAGGGACCCCCGAGGAGCAGCGAGCAGCAGGAUGGGCCAGUGCAACUGCCGCAAGAAGCGCAAGGACUGCCAGGAGCUGACGGACGUGGAGCGAGCCAUCGAGACCGUCAUCAGCCAGUUCCACUGCUACGCCGUGAAGGGCCAGAAGGAGUACCUGACCCCCAACGAGAUGCAGGAGCUGGUGGUGCAGAAGCUGCCGCACCUGGGCAAGUGCGUGGGACCCCUGGAAGAGAAGAUCGAGUGCAUGGGAGACCCUAACGAGGCCAAGCUGGAGUUCGGGGAGUACUGGGACAUGAUGGGGGAUGCGGCCAAGGGCUGCCGGAGGAAGUAGAGGGUGCUGGGGGGGGACGGGAAGGCGCCCGAGGUUCCGCUCCUGGAAACGCCGGAGGCCGCCGAGCUCGGGGGGGACGCGCCUGGGGACAAAGCGACCUCGGAGGAUCCCCCUGCCCUCUCCAUCCCUGCCCUCCUCGGCUCUAAUCCAGCCAGGAUCGCUCCCUUCCCGCCCCCGGCUCUGCCCCGUGCCCGGCGCGGGGGGCGCGGGGGGGAUCCUGGUCCCGGAGCCGCCUCCAGCCCCGGUCCCUGGGACCCUCCGGGUGCGGCUCCCCCCGGUCCCCGAGCUCCGCAGCCAUCGGGAUUCGGCUCCUUCCCCUCGGAAUUGGGGGGCUUGACCCCCCAGCUCCGUGCCCCAUCACCCCAUGGCACCUCCACCCCCGGGUUUGUCCCACCUUCGUCCCCCGGGACCCUCCGGGUGCGGCUCCCCUCGGUCCCGGAGCUUUGGAGCCACCUGGACUCGGCUCCGUCCCCCUGAUCCCCCCGGGAUUUGGGGGGUUCGUCCCCCCAGCUCCACCCCAUGGCACCCCAUGGCAUCUCCAGGGGCACCUCCAUCCCCGGGUUUGUCCCAUCUCCGUCCCCCGGGACCCUCCGGGUGCGGCUCCUCCGGUCCCGGAGCUUCGGAGCCAUCAGGACCCGGCUCCUUCCCCUUGAUCCCCUCGGGAUUUUGGGGCUCGUCCCCCCAUGGCACCUCCAUGGCACCUCCAUGGCACCUCCAUCCCCGGGUUUGUCCCACCCGCGGUCCCCGGGGCCCUCCGUGUUCGGUUCCCCCCGGUCCCGGAGCUCCGGAGCCAUCGGGACCCGGCUCCUUCCUCCUCGGGAUUUUGGGGUUCGUCCCCCCAGCUCCGUGCCCCGUCACCCCAUGGCACCUCCAUGGCACCCCCAUGGGCAUCUCCAGGGGCACCCCGAGCUCCGCCGUGCCCGUGGGUGGGUGCGGGUGGUCCCGGAGCGUUCCCUGUGGGCCCCCCCCCGGUUUUUGGGGGGUUAUUUUGGGGUUUUUGCCCUCCCGGUGUUCCCCGCACCUCCAGGGGUUCGGGCAUGGGGUCGGGCGGGGCCGCU
This is a messenger RNA of Camarhynchus parvulus, 1483 nucleotides long. It is a transcript of the gene S100A14, whose product is annotated as S100 calcium binding protein A14. Gene Ontology annotation, cellular component: perinuclear region of cytoplasm. The record is from RefSeq and is a predicted model, not a curated record. Gene Ontology annotation, biological process: positive regulation of monocyte chemotaxis; toll-like receptor 4 signaling pathway; response to lipopolysaccharide. Lineage: Eukaryota; Metazoa; Chordata; Aves; Passeriformes; Thraupidae. Bases 126 to 425 code for a protein of 99 amino acids. Gene Ontology annotation, molecular function: chemokine receptor binding. The transcript has 4 exons.